Sitophilus oryzae (rice weevil) is the source of this 1408-nucleotide messenger RNA. Its product is annotated as dimethylaniline monooxygenase [N-oxide-forming] 2-like. Bases 94 to 1323 code for a protein of 409 amino acids. The transcript is spliced from 7 exons. The record is from RefSeq and is a predicted model, not a curated record. NCBI's taxonomy places the organism in Eukaryota, Metazoa, Arthropoda, Insecta, Coleoptera, Curculionidae. Gene Ontology annotation, molecular function: flavin adenine dinucleotide binding; NADP binding; N,N-dimethylaniline monooxygenase activity.
AUCAAAGAGUUAAAUAUCAAAAUUGUACAGGUAGCGCCCUCUCGUAACAAUCGCCAGAAAAAUAUACAGAUUCCAUUUUAUACAGGUUUUAAAAUGAAAAUUGCUAUUAUUGGUGCCGGUGCGGCCGGUCUUGCAGCCUUAAAAUAUGGACUUGAACAAGGCCAUGCGUGUACAGCCUUCGAACAGGCGGAAAAUAUUGGUGGUACCUGGAAUUAUACAGAACGGACCAAUAUUGAUGAGUAUGGAUUACCUGUUCAUUCUUCCAUGUACCAAGGAUUGAGAACAAACCUACCGAAGGAAUUGAUGGAAUAUGAGAACUUUCCUUACGACGAAAAUGGAAAAUCAUUCAUAACCCAACCAGAAGUUUUAGAGUAUAUGAAAAAGUUUGCUAUUCAUUAUAAUCUCUAUCCUCAUAUCAAGUUUUUAAGGCAUAUUAUUGAAAUCGAUCCUCUACCCGAUGAAAAAUGGAAAAUCAAAGAAAAGGAGCUUAAAUCGCAAGAAAUAACAGAACAUAUUUUCGAUGCAGUUAUGAUUUGUGUGGGAAACUAUUCUACUCCCAGAAAUUCCAAUAUUCCUGGUGCCAGUGAAUUCACUGGUCGAGCUAUUCACAGUCACAAUUACAGAAAUUCAGAACCAUACAAGGGAAAAAGAGUUUUAGUAAUUGGAGCUGGACCUUCGGGUGUCGAUAUUGCAAGAAUUGCGGAUAAAGUAGCUGAAAAGGUUUAUAUUAGUUAUGGCAGUACAAUAUUCUGUAAAGCUGAGGCCUGUGUAGUACACAAACCAUUAGUUGAAAAAUUAACAGCAAACACAGCUAUCUUCGAGGAUGGUAGUGAAGAAGUCAUCGAUGAUAUCAUAUAUUGUACUGGAUAUGUGUAUUCCUACCCAUUUUUGACUCCAAAAUGUGGCAUAGAGAUUGACAAUAAUUGGGUAAAAUAUUUAUAUAAACACAUAGUCAAUAUUCAAAAUCCUACUAUGGGAUUUAUAGGAAUUACUUUCAAAGUAUGUCCAUUUCCAACAGUUGACAUUCAGAUUCGGUUUUUCCUUGAAUUCAUCAAGAACACUAACCGAUAUUCCCAAGAAGAAAUGAUGAAGGAUAUUUUGAAGGACGUAGGCAGAAGGAAAGAACAAGCGAUGCCUAAGCACCAUAUUCACAAAAUAGGAAUGAAAUUCCAUCGUCAGUACUUCAACGAUUUGGCAGAUACUGUACACAUAAAAAGAGUGAGACCUGUUAUCCAUAAUCUCUAUGAGCAUUUGGCGGACAGUAGGGACAUUAAUAAGAGAUACAAAAUUGUAAAUGAUGAUGAAUUUUUGGAAUAUUAUUAGAUGUACAAGCGAAAUGUACAGGGUGACAGUUUAUAUUGAAAUGAAAUUUUGUGAUUAAAAAUACGGGGUGUCCCCAAAAAAAGUU